AUGAACUCUUUAGUCUUGACCCCAUUAUUAAAUGAUCCUUCUUCUUUUUAUUGUGAAAACAAUAAUAAUAUUACUUGGCUUUUGACUCGUCUUGAAAAACGUAUUAAUCAAAUUGAAGAAAAUAUUUACAAUCUUUUAGGUAAACUUUUUAUUCGUGUAGAACGGUUGGAAAGCAAUGUUGAUCUUUAUUUUGAUAAAGUUUAUUCAACUCGGCAAUAA
Entrophospora sp. SA101 is the source of this 219-nucleotide messenger RNA. The record is from the annotation of a GenBank genome assembly. Lineage: Eukaryota; Fungi; Glomeromycota; Glomeromycetes; Entrophosporales; Entrophosporaceae.